Messenger RNA from Amphiprion ocellaris (clown anemonefish), 3671 nucleotides. RefSeq names its product phosphodiesterase 1C, calmodulin-dependent b (gene pde1cb). Gene Ontology annotation, biological process: signal transduction. The transcript has 18 exons. The coding region runs from base 271 to 2520 and encodes 749 amino acids. Lineage: Eukaryota; Metazoa; Chordata; Actinopteri; Pomacentridae. The record is from RefSeq and is a predicted model, not a curated record. Gene Ontology annotation, molecular function: 3',5'-cyclic-nucleotide phosphodiesterase activity.
ACGUGUCUGUCGGAGGAAAAUCGAUGGAGACAGACUCCCGCUUCUGGUCCUUUAUUCAGGUUUACAGCUCGUUGUUAGUUUCCUAAAAAUGAAAUUUAAAGCUCAAAACUGAAGAGUGACAGAAGCGAAGGUUGUUUUCAGAGCUCUGUUAACCGCGGAACAGCAACAACAACAAAAAAAUGGAGUCAAGUUUGAACAGGUUUUGAGUAAAAUGAAACAGAAACUUCGAGUAAACGACUCCGACUGAGGCGCUGAACUUUAUUUUUGGUGAUGGGCUCCGUGACUUCCGCUCUGACCAGGACCAGGAACGCGUUGGUCAAAGUGGGCUCGGAGCCGGAGAACCAUGACCCGGAGAGGAGCCAGUCCGCUCCGGAGUCGGACCGGGUCAACAAGAAGAGCGCCCGGUUCAACGUGUCCAGCCAAGCCGGACGACAGAGCUCCCGGCAGUCGCUGUCCGAGGUCCUGAGCAGACAGGACUCGGACGGAGGGAAACAGAGCUCCAGGAGGAAGGCUGCUGAAGCUCCACAGGGCGUGGCAAAUGAAGAUGCAGAGAGCUCCGCCAGACCCCAGGCCAGUUUUGCACGCUCAAAGUCCCAGAGUGCUUUGUGGAAUGCCAUCACGGCAGGGAUGGGGAUCAAAGGCAAAGAGCAGAAGGCCCCCCUGAACGACCCACGAAGUCCUGAAGAGAUUCUGGCUGAUGAUCUACCUGCGACAGAUGAACCAGAUGCUACAGAGAAAACUGCCAUCAGAUUACGAUGUCUGGUGAAGCAACUGGAGAGAGGAGAGGCUUCCCUCGCUGACCUCAAGAAAAACCUCGAGUAUGCAGCAUCUGUGCUGGAAUCUGUUUAUAUUGAGGAGACAAGGCGUUUGGUUGACACAGAGGAUGAGCUCAGCGACAUCCAGUCAGAGUCGGUGCCUUCGGAGGUGCGGGACUGGCUGGCCUCCACCUUCACCAGACAGAUGGGUUUGAUGCUGCGACGUAAUGAAGAAAAACCUCGCUUCCGAAGCAUCGUCCACGCUGUUCAGGCUGGCAUAUUUGUUGAGAGGAUGUACCGACGUACGUCCAAUAUGGUGGGACUCAGCUACCCCGCUUCUGUCAUAUCUGUGCUUAAGAAUGUUGACAAGUGGUCCUUUGACGUCUUUGCUCUAAAUGAGGCCAGCGGGGAUCACGCUCUCAAAUUCAUAUUCUACGAGUUGCUUACAAGAUAUGACCUCAUUAGCCGUUUCAAGAUACCGAUCUCUGCAGUGGUGUCAUUUGUCGAGGCCCUAGAAGUUGGAUACAGCAAACACAAAAACCCCUACCACAACCUGAUGCAUGCUGCUGAUGUCACACAGACUGUGCACUACUUGCUGCUCAAGACUGGCAUGGUGCACUGGUUGACUGAGCUUGAGAUCUUUGCCAUGAUCUUUGCGGCGGCGGUGCACGACUAUGAGCACACGGGGACCACCAACAACUUCCACAUUCAGACAAGAUCAGACACAGCUAUCCUUUAUAAUGAUCGCUCAGUGUUGGAGAGUCAUCAUGUCAGCGCAGCCUAUCGCCUGCUGCAGGACGACGAUGAAAUGAACAUCCUCUACAAUCUCUCCAAGGACGACUGGAGAGAGCUGCGGGCUCUGGUGGUGGAGAUGGUGCUGGCCACAGACAUGUCCUGCCACUUCCAGCAGGUUAAGGCCAUGAAGAACUUCCUACAACAACCUGAGGGCAUUGACAAACCCAAAGCCCUGUCCCUGCUGCUGCACACAGCAGACAUCAGCCACCCGGCCAAAAGUUGGGACCUCCACCACCGCUGGACCACCUCCCUGCUAGAGGAGUUCUUCAGACAGGGGGACAAAGAAGCUGAGCUUGGGCUGCCAUUCUCUCCACUCUGUGACCGGAAAUCCACAAUGGUGGCACAGUCCCAGAUCGGGUUCAUAGACUUCAUUGUGGUGCCCACCUUCACUGUGCUGACAGACAUGAUGGAGCGUAUCGUCACACCGCUCAUCGAUGAGGCCUCCCAUUCAGGAUUUGCCGGCUUUAGACGCUCGAGUCUGAACAGUAUUAGCUCAGAUGAAGCCAAGAGGCACAGUGUCAAGAGCAUGGGCUCUGACAGCAGCUCAUCAGGCCAAAGCUCUCUGCUGACAGUGGACAUGAAGAACUUCAAGGCGUUGUGGAAUGAAGAGGUGUAUCAGAACAGAGAGAGGUGGAAAGCCCAUGCUGCUAAAGAGGCGGAGGAGAGAGCUAAAAAGGAAGCAGAGGAGCAAGCACAGCAGGAAGAAGUUAUGGAGCCCCAGGAGGUCCACACAGAACCCGAACAGCCUGAACCAAAGGAGGACAACCUGGAGGGGGAGGCACCCGAGUCAACAGAGGUCAGCAGAUCACCAGAUGGUAACAGAGGGGGAACAGAGCAGGGAGCACAACCUGGGGGCGCCACGCACAAGAAUUCCCCACUGCAGAACGGAGAGUUAUCAGAAGGGGCUGAAUCUCCAGAAGGGGAAGAAAACAAGAACAAAGAAGUCGAUGCAGAAGUAGUGAUGGAAUGAGCGAGCUGGGGAGUAUCAUGGCUACUCUGUUGGAACUGUUGCUGCAAUUCUGUCCACCUGAACCUGCUUUUACAACCUGUAUGGAACACCUUAGACACCCCCAUUAGAGGGAGGCUCAUUGGUUGGACUGUGUCGCCCUCUACAGGACAUCAAGAAACUGACACCUUUGCUUCCUUCUGUUUUUACUUUUGUUUUUACCAUGUUUAUACUUCCAGGCUCUUGUAUGCAGAGCCAUGUGCAUUACUCCUCCCUUCCUGCUCACUGAUAGAGACAAUAUAAUGACCUUAAAAUGGCAGCCAGGGAGGUAAAGACGAGGCUUUGAUCGACUGCAGAUAUUGUUAGUUGUAUGUUUAAAUCAACCACAGAGUAGCUUUUGUAUAAGUACUACCUUUCCCCCUGUGCAACUCUCAGUUAGAUUUAUUAGUCUGGUGAGCUGAAAGACAAAAUGUUUUUGUGUUGCAGAAAUUUAUUAUGACACAUGAGUACAUAAAUGCAGAUUUGUGUGAAAUACAGAAUAGAUGCACAUCCGGAUAUACUGACACGCUGGGGUUAAAUUUACUACUUAAGCAAACACAGUCUUGGAUAGAAAAGUUUUCCUUGUGCUUUGGGAGCUCCUGAUGAGAACAUCCUAUGUUCGCGGAGGUUUUCUACAAAACCAUGUCUUUACCACCAGUUGUGGCUCGUUUUUCUCCUGUUUACUUUCUCUGUGCUUUCCUCACACACUGUGCAAUUCUAAUGCGAUUGUGUUCCUUGUAGCCAGGUACAUAUUGGGGUUUUUGUGUGUGUGUGUGUUUUUGUCUUCUUUACUGUAUAUAUUCAACAUUUGUAUAUGUGUGUAUCUGAAGAGGAGUAGAAAUCUAUCCACAAUCCACAAUUUUGGAUCUAGUGUAAGAUAGCUGUAGUGGAAAAAUGUCCAAAAAUUAGAAUGCAGCUUUUGCAUCUCAGACAUAUCACACUCACAAAUGUGUUCACGUUUUUGUACCAUAUAAUAUCUCUUUGUUUACUGUUUUUUCAAAGUUUUGCAUUGUCUUCUCCUGUAUGAAUCAUGCACUAGAUGUGUCUAAUAUCCUCACACUGUACGUCUUCUUCUCGAUGCCUUCUUAUGUGUAUUUGAGCUGUAGCAAAGAAUCAACAUUGUCGUUAGAGAAAUA